Cheilinus undulatus (humphead wrasse) is the source of this 2074-nucleotide messenger RNA. RefSeq names its product required for meiotic nuclear division 1 homolog (gene rmnd1). The transcript has 12 exons. Gene Ontology annotation, biological process: positive regulation of mitochondrial translation. NCBI's taxonomy places the organism in Eukaryota, Metazoa, Chordata, Actinopteri, Labriformes, Labridae. The record is from RefSeq and is a predicted model, not a curated record. Bases 191 to 1468 code for a protein of 425 amino acids.
GCAAACGCCAAACACGCCUCCCUCUGGCACUGGCUUUGAGGGUGCAAUGUACUGUACUUAAGACCAUUAUUUUACUGUAAGUACACUCUUAGUUUAACCGCCGUUUUAUUAGAACUUUCCCCUGAAAACCGGAUCUAAUUGAGUCGCAUCUUCUCAUUUAACGCUCACCUGUACACCUGUACGUGCUGAGAUGCUUCAUCGGUCGUUGUGGUCCAGACUGGGGGCUCAGCUGCUUUCAGAGAGGAAACCAGUCUUCUUCUGUGCCUCAGCCAGUCUCUCCCAGUCUCUCCAACCACACAAGUAUGAAACCAAACCCAGGAGGACUCAUUCCACUUUUCCUGGGAUAAUUUCAAGGACUUGUCAUUCAGACACUUUUCACCACCUACAGAAGUACAGGAAGGAUGUUCUGCCACCUGUACAUGGAAUUAAAAGUCUUAGCAACACUGAGCCUGGGAUGCUGACAACAUGUAGAAGUGGACAGACGCGGUUUUAUUCAACCAACAUUGUGAAGUCAGUUUUUAAAACGCCUUUAAAACCAUCUUGGGUGCCUGGAAAAAGGGUUCCCAAAGGACCAAGAACGAAACAGCCCUCUAGAGCCAAUCUGCCUUCCCAGAGUGAGGUCCAGGAUAUGAUGCAGUGUAUUGCCUAUGCAACAGCAGAUCAGUAUCAUUUGCCGACACUUUGCCAUGACCUGAUAAGCAAUGACUUCUACGAGAUGGAAUUACCAAGAGAUGCCUCAAAUGUGCUGCUGAUAAGCACAGAUAUGGCUGCUAAACCAGAUGAUGACGCUCUCAUCUUCUUCUUCAGGGAGGGCUCAGUUGUCUUCUGGAAUGUAGAGGAGAAAACGAUUAAAAGGGUGUUGAGAAUAUUAGAAAAGCAUGAGAUCCAGCCCUAUGAAGUAGCAUUAGUCCACUGGGAGAAUGAGGAGAUUAACUACACUAUUGCAGAGGGCAGUACCAGGCUUCAACGUGGCAACAUUUUUCUGAAUGACAACAUGGACCAACAUGAUGCUGUUCUGGAGAAAUUUGCUUUUUCUAAUGCACUGUGCUUGUCAGUGAAGCUGGCUAUAUGGGAAGUGUCAUUAGAUGACUUUGUGGAGUCGAUUCAAUCUAUACCAGAGACGUUGAAGUCUGGCAGAAGAGUGAAGUUGUCCUCGGCAGAGGUCAUGAAGAAGAUUGGGGAGCUUUUCACAUUAAGACACUGUAUAAACCUGAGGUCAGACCUGCUCAUGACACCUGACUUCUACUGGGACCGAGAAAACCUGGAAAAACUCUACGAAAAAACCUGCCAGUUCCUCAGCAUCAACCGCAGAGUCAAUGUUGUGAAUGAGAAGUUGGAACAUUGUACACAGUUAACAGAUCUGAUGAGGAGCCAUCUGAGUGAGAAGCACAGUUUAAGGUUGGAGUGGAUGAUAGUCAUCCUCAUUACUAUUGAGGUUAUGUUUGAACUUGCAAAAAUGAUUUUCUAAACAUCUCUUCCAACAAUGAUGCACAAAUCUCAGAGGGCAACAGAACCUUGAAAAGGAAGAAUUCUGCACCAAACAAAGGUACCUUGUCGGGGAUGUGUGACUUUUUUUGGGAGCAACUGAUAUGUUGAAGCGGACCUCAGCAGUUUUGAAUGUCUUACUCUUUCUGUGUACAGAAAAAAACAUUUCAACAACACAACACAUCUUUUCUGUUAUUUUAGUUUAUUGCUGAAUAUCAUGGCUUGCUCUUCUCUUGGAUUUUACUGCUGCUUACUGCUUUUUCAAGACAAAAGAUGUUUAUGGGAGUUUUCAAUCAUCUCAAAUGUCUGAACAGUUUUGAUUUGUGUUUGCCGUGCUUAAAUGCAUAAAAGAUGUUCGUAUCAUUUUUACAUGGUGUGCAAAAGUCUAUCAGUGUUUUUCAAUGUGAAAAUAUUUUCAUAAGAAUGAGUUUGAGUGUCAAGCCAAGAGUCUCACAAGAUGGGAUAUUGUUCCAUGAUAAAAAAAAAGACCUCCACAGGCAGUAAUUUAUUCAGAAACGUGAAAAUGGAAGAAUUCCAACCAUCAUUGCUGUGUUAUAAAAUAUGCAAUAAAGUAUUUGUUUUAAUUUUU